UACCAGGGUUUCAACCUGCGGGAGACUCGUGUUCGUGCUGCGAUGGCAGUGACGUAAUCACCUCAAGGGCUUUGGAAGCGACCGGUGUCCUCGCGUAGCGCGCGCGCGCACGGGAGGCGUUCGCCAUUUUGUUAUUGGUCUACAGAAGUCUACACCUGUCAGGGGUCUCUAUCAACGUCACCGUCACUUUGAGUGUUACUCUGACCCUGAGUGUGAGUGGGCUGGGGGCCGCAGCGCGCAGCUUUGUGCUCGAGGCGGGACUUCCUCCUACCUCACUGUUUAUUUGCUCCGUCGCGCACCCCGCCGCAAAAACAAGGAGGCCACAAUGGAAAACUGUCACCUGAAGGUGACCGGCCUCAUCGUCAUGGUGAUUUUGAUCAUACAGCCCCGCUUUAACUCGGCAGAACUAAACAAGCUUCUGCUUGUGUCUUUCGAUGGCUUCCGCUGGGAUUACCUCCAGAGAGUUCCCACACCCAAAUUUAAUGCUCUCAUCAAGGAUGGUGUUCAGGUGAAACAAGUGGAGAAUGUGUACAUAACAAAGACUUACCCCAACCACUACAGUAUGGUGACCGGUCUUUAUGCGGAAAGCCAUGGAGUUGUUGCCAAUGAAAUGUAUGACCCCAAACUCAAUCAGACCUUUUCCAUGCAUACGAUGGAGGAAUAUGACUCCAGGUGGUGGGAUGAGGCCGAACCCCUUUGGGUAACUAAUCAGAAGGCUGGACACAGAAGUGGGGCUGCAAUGUGGCCAGGUUCUGAUGUGGAGAUCCGUGGGACCUACCCAACCCACUACCUGCAGUACAACUCAUCCGUCUCCUUUCAGGCACGGGUUCAGAAGCUCAUUGACUGGUUCAAGAAUGAAGGAAUCAAUUUUGGAGUCCUUUACUGGGAGGAACCAGAUGAGAGUGGGCAUUCAUUUGGACCAGAGAGCCAUCUUAUGAAUGCAGUCAUAACUGACAUUGAUGAGAAGCUUGGCUUCUUGGUGGAGCAGCUAAAGAGUGCAGAUCUAUAUGAUAUAAUGAAUCUUGUCAUUACAAGUGAUCAUGGAAUGGCAGAGAUGUCAACCAGUAGGAUUAUUGAACUGGAUAAUUAUGUAAACGGAGAUCUAUACACCAUGAUUGAUAAGAGUCCGGUAGUUGCCAUUUUACCCAAGGAAGGCAAGUUUGAAGAAGUCUACAGUGCUCUAGUCAAUGCGAAUCCUAAUAUGACUGUUUACAGGAAAGAAGACAUUCCAGACCAAUACAACUAUAAGCAAAAUGCAAGAAUAAUGCCUAUAAUUAUAGAAGCUAAAGAAGGAUGGACAGUUUUGCAAAACAAAAAUGGAACGUUUUUGUUAGGCAACCAUGGUUAUGACAACAGGUUACCCAGCAUGCACCCAGUGUUUGUUGCCAGUGGGCCUGCCUUCCAUCAGGGAUACCGCAAAGAUAGCAUGCGAUCAGUGGACCUCUAUCCCCUCAUGUGUUCCAUCCUUGGGAUCCAGCCAUCUCCCAACAAUGGCUCCCUCAGCAAUGUCCAAGACCUCCUGAAGCAAACCCAUCCAACCCACCCAGUUCCUCAUAUUCCUCAGGUCAGAGAGCCCUCCUAUGCUUGGGUCCUGGGCUCCCUCCUUGGCAUUGCUCUAGUCAUUGGCUUCCUCAUUGGUUUUGUCAAGCAGGUAACAUACAGGCAGCUGCCUGUGGUGACUCACGCCAACCUAGAGAUUGCACAGCCAUUGCUCCAAGAUGACCUGCAAAUUUAGCAAAAACUUUGCUUAGUUCCAGGUAAUAGUGUUUCCUUUUCAUGUGUGUUGGUCUAUGCCUUCUCUAGGUUUUGUGUUUUGGAGUGAGAGGCCAAACAACAUAUGUAGUGCCAUGAUAGCUAUAUAAAAACAGUACAAAUUACAUUCUGGAGUGAUUGAGCUGGCUGAGUUCCUUACAUGAAACUACAUGGAGGCCUCCACACAAACCAUGCCAUGCGAAUAGGUAUGGGGCUUCAUUGAGAUUUUCUGCCUAAAUAUAACUGUGCCUUCAGCACUUUGUCAAAUGAAAAGUUUUGGAUAGCUCCCUGACCCCCACAAAUCGGAAUAGAUGCACAAAGACAACAAAUAUGUCUGGUACCUCUUAGCUGACCAACACAACUUGCCUAGUUUCAUCACAUGCACUUCAAUGUAAAAUUCUUUAUGUAAUAAAUAGUUUUAAACUAUCCUGCAUAAUGAAAAUCCAUUAAAUAAAACUUUUCAUAAUAAGACCAACUAAUAUGUAGUGCAUGAUGGGCGUUUCAGACAGAUACUCAGCUUCAUGGUUUAGCUAAGCAAUAACAAAUAAUGCAAUCUCUUCACCAAGCCCCAGUGUAAAUCUGAUGCCACAGAAUGCCUCUCAGGGCCUCUGAAAAGGUACCACAGGUGAUUUCAUACUAUCCAUUUAUACAAAUUCUUAUUUAAAGCAUAAGGAUUUAGUAAAAUGGCCAAUAGAGUAGGAAUGAAGAUAUUACUAACUUCAUUUGUAUAAGGUUAUGGUAAGUAGAAGAACAGAAGAAUAGACCUGAAGAUGAAGUGCAUAAUGCUUCUUAAUGCAUACCUGGCUUUGACAGAAUUUAUGAGAUUAAUUUGUAUGUAUAGUCAGUAAUGUAGAUGGAUGCAGGUUUACAUUUUAAUAUGAAAAAUAAAACUUUCAAAGGGGGAGGUUUCUCCUGCAUUACAGUCAAUAGGGAAUUUGGUGUUACAAAUGGACACAACCACUAAGAAAACAUGAGGCCCAGCACAUUCUAUAGUCUGCACUGUGAAUCAAUAUUUCAUGUGCAAGUCUACUGAGAUGAGCAUAAUAGCUACUGCUAAAUACUGGUAUAGUUGAAUCUUUGUAUAGAGUUGUAUUUUUAGUUAUGAUAGUGUGGUUGCAGUACAUCACUUUAUGCUUUGAUUACAAAUGCAGAUCAAGCAUUAGCUUCAUCAGAUAGGAAUUAAAUGUGUCUUAGCAGAUCCCCAGCGGUCACAUAUGCCUGUACUCUACUUGUGUCAGCUGUUGAUUAAGGACUGCUUUUUCAUGCAUGGCUUGCCUCGGAUGAGCCCUUAAAUAGUAACAGAAACAUAGCGACACUGGGCAAAAGUGCCAAGGACUGGAAGCUUUUUUGAACAUUAGACAGUAUACUUGGGAAUGCUGACUUUUUCAACUUCAUAGAAGAUCUUCAGAUAUAUUGGUUUUGAAGUAUGAGAAAUGUGGGCUGAUCUCUGAAGUAUGGAUAUUUUUAUGAUUUGUCAAAAUGUGAGGGCAGAGAAUAAGUUAACAAAUCACACAGGACCAACAACUGACAGGUAACAUGUCAGGUUAAACUGGCUAGUCUCCAUAUGGAAAGCAGCAGACUUAUGGAUCAUGUGCAGUUGUUUUUAUGCAAAAGGAAGGUUCAGCUGGUAUUGUUGGUAGUGUGUGAUUUAUGUAAUUUCUCUCACUGCUUCAGUGUUAAACAAAUAUGUCAGAUGUACAUACUUGCUGCAUUAUUAAAGUAAGAUACUUUAAGUUUAUUAAACAUAUAGUUAAUCAAAUAAAUACUUUAUAUUUAUUUCCUGGUAUUCUUCAUUUGAAAAUACCCUAGUUAAAUAAAAAAUAAACCUACAAAUGUAUGGAUCCAUACUGAAGUUGGGUUUCAAAUUUAUGUAGCUACCAUUUAAAAAAAAAAAAAAAAAAAAAAACUUUCUAAUAGCCCAAACACAGGUUCCCAAGACCAUCUCAGAAAAAUAUUCAUAGUGUUAAAAUAUGUCUGUGAUGAUGAUAGUGCUGUAAAAAUCAUUUUUUUCCACUGACUUGAAUGGUAGUAAUUGUUUUGCUGUGAUUAAACUUCCAUUUAUAUAAAUGGUUAAACCUUUAAAAACAAAAUUAAUAUGGUGGUAUUUUCAUGCAGUAAUAGCAAUUAUGUAUGAAAUAUAUUUGGAUCAUUAAGUAUUCAGUUUUAUACAAGGUACCAAAUAGAGCAUUUUUGAGCACUUUGAACACGCAGUAAUACUUCUUCCCAUUUAAAGGGACACUCGCACUGUGAUUUUAUAUAUUACAUAUACAAGAUAAUUUAUUGUUAAUGUGUUUGCAGUAGUUUCUGAAUUGG
This is a messenger RNA of Scleropages formosus (Asian bonytongue), 4065 nucleotides long. RefSeq names its product ectonucleotide pyrophosphatase/phosphodiesterase 5 (gene enpp5). The transcript has 4 exons. Bases 326 to 1735 code for a protein of 469 amino acids. Lineage: Eukaryota; Metazoa; Chordata; Actinopteri; Osteoglossiformes; Osteoglossidae. The record is from RefSeq and is a predicted model, not a curated record.